AUGUCAGAGAAUGUUCAGGAGGCGGAUGAAUUUGUCGUGCCGUCCCGACUCGAUCCUUGCUCAAUCCCCAACUUGAGCCGUGAGGAAUUCCCCACUUCCAGGAGUCCCCCUUUCAUCAUCACUCCUCUCCACCCUGCAACCACUGCUGGCAACAUGCAACUUCCGAGAGCAAGGACUCUGGUGCCAGCGCACCUACCUCACCUUCCACCUGAAAUAUGGGAUCAGAUCCUCGAUGCUGCGGCGUAUGUCCCAUAUUCUUUGCCCCCAGAGAUUUUGGAAAGAUCACACCUUAUCGGUCAUCCUUACAACUCCGAGUGUCGUGCCGCGCUUUGGAGCGCCCUCCUCACAAACGGCGCUAUAGUUCGUGUGUGUAAGCAGUGGUGGCACCUUGCAAUUCGCUACCUUUAUCGCGCCAUUUACAUCCGAGACACUCGCGAUCUACUCUCUCUCCGCAGCACUCUGCAGAGCUACAACGAGGGAAAGGGAACUUUUUCAGGGGUGGACCCUCUCGGAUGGUGGACGCAGCGGGUAGAUAUCAUCUUUGACAAUGAUAUUGAAGGAGACGCGGACCAGAAGUCAUUGGCAGGCAUCUUUGACUUCUUGCCUAACGUCGCAAUCUUUUCAGGGACAUUCUCUGGCAGUUAUUCGAAAACUUAUAUGCCGCCCACUGUCCACGCUUUGCGAGAUUGUGCGUCUUCGCUGCGAAUCAUUGAUUGGACCGCUUCAGACGAUAACGCCCCGGACCCUCGCAUACUGCGUCAGUUUGAGGUACUGGUGAAGGACCUGCCCAAACUUCGUAUCCUAAACUUGCCAGGCCUACGACAGUGGGCAGAUGGUACUAUAACCAACUCUACCCUUGCUUCGGUUCGCACCCUCUGUCUGCGAGAUCUCAUCGAGGGAUUUCAGUACAGGGAGCAGGAACAGGGGACACCUCUGAGUCUCCGUGAACUCGUUCUCCAUGCCCACCCACGGUGGCAAGAGGCCUCAUGGAGGAGUUUUUUGCAUCAUUACGGCCCACACCUCACUUCGGUACAGCUCCGUGCCAUCGGUGAUCCAGAGCUCAUCUCAGUUUAUCUGCCCAUGGUAAAACAAACGUGCCCAAAUCUCCACCGCUUAACGCUCUUCUUGCUGUCGUUCUCAGACAUGCCGACGCAUUCUCUCCCUCCCAUUGAAUACCUCGGAUUGAGCAUCAGACGACUCCAGUGCAGGGCAAUGUUUGAGACCCUGUUCUCUGUUCUUCUUGUCCUUAAAGAGGAGCUUCCUACACUCCACAUAGUGCAGCUGCUAGACCAACAAAUUGUGGAGGAUCUCCUCAGGUAUAAUCUGCCUGUGGUCUCCGGCGCAGUUGAACAGGGUCUGAUCGGAGAUGCAUUCCGUUUGGAGGAUCAUGACGGAAACCCCUUGUCUACGUUGUCAGACACCCAAGCUUGCUCGCCCGCACCACUUCUACAUGGAAGCUCGCUGUCACACUUGCAGGGACGUCCUCGUUUCCUUUCCAAUCCGCCUAGCAUCGCACACGCCCAUCCUGCACUGCACGAUCUCCAGUAUUCACGACAGGCUGGCGAGUUGGCAGACGUCUUCGUUUUCAUGGUUCCGUCAGCUAGUGACCCUGCUGUGAAACAGGAAGUGAUCCACGCACUACAGGAUUUGGAGGGCGUCGUGAGGGUCGAUGAACUUGUGGCGCGUAGAAGGGCGAAGAGAGAUGAAUUUUAG
This is a messenger RNA of Pisolithus orientalis, 1713 nucleotides long. RefSeq lists its product as uncharacterized. The transcript is spliced from 2 exons. The record is from RefSeq and is a predicted model, not a curated record. Bases 1 to 1713 code for a protein of 570 amino acids. NCBI's taxonomy places the organism in Eukaryota, Fungi, Basidiomycota, Agaricomycetes, Boletales, Pisolithaceae.